CACAGCGGCGCGCCUCUUGCUGGGCUUCCGGGUUGGAGAGGAAAAUCAACUACGCCGGGAAGCGUCACGUGGCUGGUACCUGCAAAAGCCUGGCUUCUGUUCCAAUGGAAAGAAAAUCCGAAUUGUCCAAAGGAGAAAGGGAAGAACGUCGGGACUUUGAGACUUUGCCUAUUCGCAGACACAGGAAGAGAUUAGUGGAAGCUGUUUGCGACAACGCAUUUCUUGUGGUGACCGGUGAGACAGGGAGCGGAAAAACCACUCAGCUCCCCAAAUAUUUAUUCCAAGAAGGGUUUGCCAAGCAUGGCAUGAUUGGUGUGACGCAGCCACGGAGAGUGGCUGCCAUGUCAGUGGCACAGCGGGUAGCAGAGGAGAUGAACUGCCCCCUGGGAAGCAUCGUGGGGUAUCAGAUUCGCUUUGAUGAGUGCGUUUCGGAGGACACCUCGAUCAAGUAUAUGACUGAUGGUUGCCUGCUGAGGCAGAUCCUGGCAGACCCGCAUCUUUCCAAAUACAGCGUCAUUAUCCUUGAUGAAGCUCACGAGCGGAGCCUGAACACGGACAUCCUCUUUGGCUUGCUGAAGCAACUGUUCCACGAGAAGACGCCCCUCGACAGGAAAAAACCUCUCAAGGUGGUGGUCAUGUCGGCCACCCUGGACACUGGCAAGUUUUCUGAGUUCUUCGGCGGCUGCUCGAUGGUGGACAUCCCGGGAAGGAACUACCCGGUGAUGGAGAUCUUCUGUGACAUCCUGGGCCCGAGGGAUGCUGGGAGCUCUGCUUAUGUGACAGAGACAGUAAAAGUGACCUUGGACAUCCAUUUGAACGGCUCGGCUGGGGACAUCUUGGUUUUUCUGACUGGUCAGUCUGAAAUUGAGAGAGCUUGUGAGCUCUUGUUCCAGAAGGCUGAAACCAUUGACUACCGUUUCGACGUGAAAGACAGAUCAGUCGAAGGCCUCCUCCUCCUGCCAUUAUAUGGUUCGAUGCCAACAGAUCAGCAGAGAAGAAUAUUUCUCCCUUCUCCCCCAGGCAUCAGAAAAUGUGUGGUGUCCACAAAUAUCGCAGCGACAUCUCUGACCAUCGAUGGAAUCAGGUACGUGGUCGACAGUGGGUUUGUGAAGCAGGUCAACCAUAACCCGAGAGUGGGCUUGGACACACUGGAGGUGGUCCCCAUUUCCAAGAGUGAAGCAUUGCAACGAGCAGGCCGAGCUGGCAGAACAGCAUCUGGGAAAUGCUAUCGGGUGUACAGCAAGGAAUUCUGGGACGAGUGUAUGCCGGACCACAUGGUCCCGGAGAUUAAGCGAACCAGCUUGACGUCUGUGAUCCUCACCUUGAAGUGCCUCGCGAUCCACGAUGUCAUAAGAUUUCCGUAUUUGGACCGCCCGGAAGAGAGGCGCAUCCUGGAAGCCUUGAAGCAGCUUUACCAGUGCAGUGCCAUUGACAGGAGAGGCCACGUGACCAAGCUGGGCGAAUACAUGGUGCAGUUCCCCCUCCCUCCAACCUUGACGUGUGCAGUCAUAAAGUCCAUUUCUCUGGACUGCGAAGACCUUCUGAUCCCGAUUGCAGCCAUGUUGUCAGUAGAAAAUGUCUUCAUCCGACCAGGGGAUCCCCAGAGACGAGAGGAAGCGGAGCGCCAGCACCGGGAGCUGUCUUUGCAAGCAAGAGGAGGCGAUGACUUUGCCAUACUCCUGUACAUCUUUGAAUGUUGCAAAUCAAGCAAAUCCCCUUCAAGUUGGUGUCAGGAAAACUGGAUCCACUGGAGAGCUGUGAAAUUAGCAUUCAGCGUGGAACAACAGCUUCGGGAAAUUGCUGGUAAACUGAAGCAGCUGCCAGACUUCCCAAAAGAACAUUUUGAUGGCACCAGAACUGAGCUCCUGAGACGAUGCCUUUGUGCUGGCUAUUUUGUCAACGUCGCCCGAAGGUCCGUCGGAAAGUCAUUCUGCACCAUGGAUGGCCAUGGCAGUAUAGUCUACAUUCACCCUUCGUCAUCUCUUCAUGAUCAGGAGGCCCAGCUGGAAUGGCUCAUCUUCCAUGAUGUCCUCGUGACGUCCAAGGUGUAUGUGAGGACAGUAUGUCCUGUCCGCUACGAGUGGGUCCAGGACCUAUUGCCCAGGCUUCACCAAAUCGACGCUUAUGAGCUGAGCAGCGUGGCGCGGGAAGAAGUGACCGAGGAUGAGCUGGCCGAGUGGAGGCGGAAAGAGGACCUCACGAGACAAAAUGAAAGAACAACAAACAAAUCUGGGACGAAGAUGGAGAGAAGAAAUGAUGACCAGUCGAUACUGGAUGCUCGCAUGCGGUACCUGGAGAGGAAGCGACAGAGAAUGCAAGAAUCAGACACCCCUUGGAAGGAAGCUAGCCAGCAGUCUCUGGAUCCCAACCGUUAAAAAGCCCUAAAUGACAGUGCGGUCAUCUGAUUUCCCCAUAGAUGUGGGUGAACAUGCGCUAUCCUCCUCCUCUUCCUCCUGUGGGGAACAGAGUCAAGAGAGGAGGUGGCUUGGAGGAUUGGAUGGUACCUGCUGUCGGGAAAGGAAGCAAAAGGGGGGGGGGGAACAAAAAGGCACAGCAGUUUGGUGGGGGGCAGAGAAAAUUUUCAGUGGUCUGUUUCCUGUUGUUAGCCUCCUUCUUGUGGCUAUGGGCCUGCACGCGCAUAGCUGCCUAAGAUCGCCCAGGGCGAGUCUCGACUACUCAACAGCCUCAGAGGGGGAAUUUCAACCCCAAUGGCUAGAGAACCAGCAAUAGCAGCAGUCAGAGCCGCUGAAGCGUGGAAGGAUGCUCCAUGGCCCUUACCUGUGAGGAGGGUGAUGGUGGGAGGCAGAGAGGAAAGAGCUCAAAGGAAGAAUUGGCAUGUUGCCCCACACAGACAGGACAGUUGUCCGAGGAACCCGCCAGCUGCCGGACUGAACAGGAUGUCUCUGUGACUGAGACGUCUCUGCAGGGGUUCCCCUGACUGGAUGUUGCAGAAUAGGGGGCAGGCAGCUGCGUGUGGGGGGAGGCAGAAGCAGCGCUGCUAAAAGUUUAGUGGGGGGAAGCCCAGAGCACAGGCAAAUUUGAUUUGCACCAUGUGUGGGAAAUGAAGUGGAAGAAUGGUUUGCAGGUGGAAAGUAACAGUUUGGAAGGCUUCUCUUCGUCAGCUCCCUAAAAGUAGGAAAGCAGCUCUGCGCAAGCAAAGGUUUGUGUAUGUGUGUGUGUGGGGGGGGGGGCAGGGCGGGGAGUAGAACUGUUCUCCCUGCUGUGCUUUCUGUUGGCAUGAAGUUCUUUAUGUGAAGGAAUGUUCAAAUCCUGGAAUUCCCCCACCUGCAGUCUGAAGUGGUAUGACCCAUUCUGCCAUCUCAUUCUCCUGCGCAUGUGAAUUAAACUGGAGCCACCUCCUGACCCUGUGGAGGACAGUGAAGCUAUGGCACUAUAUAUAGGAUGGAAGCCUAUGGAUCCAUAUUUUUUUUUUUAUCAUAUCUCUGAAGGUUUUGGGGGCUGAGGCUGGCCAGGCUGAAGUAAACUUUGCUGUGCCCCUCCCCCCCUUUGUCCUUAUGGAUCAGGCUAGGUCCUAAGGUGUUCAGUGAACGCCAAAGUGUCAGGGCAUUCAAAACUGAACCAUGUGGGGUCCUCAGGACAGGUACACGCAAGUAACCAGACUGUUAUCAUUUUUUAAAAAAAUAAUAGUUUAUUAAAUUCUGACCAAAUAAAGAAUUACUCUACAGACAA
Messenger RNA from Heteronotia binoei (common prickly gecko), 3690 nucleotides. It is a transcript of the gene DHX40, whose product is annotated as DEAH-box helicase 40. The transcript has 18 exons. Bases 105 to 2375 code for a protein of 756 amino acids. Gene Ontology annotation, cellular component: intracellular anatomical structure. The record is from RefSeq and is a predicted model, not a curated record. Gene Ontology annotation, molecular function: ATP binding; RNA binding. Lineage: Eukaryota; Metazoa; Chordata; Lepidosauria; Squamata; Gekkonidae.